Molecule: messenger RNA, 4753 nt
Organism: Leptopilina heterotoma
Lineage: Eukaryota; Metazoa; Arthropoda; Insecta; Hymenoptera; Figitidae
Product: mucin-5AC-like
Exons: 2
Coding region: 107-4672 (1521 amino acids)
Source: RefSeq, a predicted model, not a curated record
GUAACAUGUCAUUAGUUUAGGAGCGUUUCCGAUUUUUGGAACCGAAGGAAGAAAGUGACUUCUUGUCGUCGCCAAUUUUUUGACGAGGGCAGAAGUAUCGAGAACAAUGAAAGUGCUGAUUGCAUUCGGUACGUUUGUGGCCCUCGCCAGUGCCGGGCUCCUUCCUCACAACAAUGGUUUCAAUGCUCAUCAAAAUCCAUCGGUGAAUUACGAUUACACCAAACCGAUUAUUGUGAAACCAGUUCAUACAGCAACAUCUGCUUUGAAACGACCUACUUUGGCAUCGGAAACGUUUAUGAUCCUCGAAUCCUUCACGUCACCUCAGCACAGUGUGAAAAAUGAUCGUUUUUAUCUACCAGUGCCACCGCCAAACUCAGGAAGCACAAAUUUUCCUGCAGCAACAAGAAACUAUAACAGCAACUAUGCAGCAUUAAAUAACAAUUUUGGAACAACAACGAAAGUGAAUUCCGGAAAUGAUGUCAGUGCUACAUAUUCAUCAGCAGUGAACACGAAUUUUGCACCAGUCACCAAGACAAAAUCGGCUAAUGAUGCUAAUGGUAAUUAUGCACCAGCAGGGAAUGCGAAUUUUGCAUCUGGGACCAACACAAAAUCGGCACCAACACAAAAUUAUGCACCAACGAAUUUUGCAUCAAACUUUAAUGCUAAUUCGAUAGUAUCUAAAAAUAAUUAUGCGUCGGUUGUGAAAUCGAAUUAUGCACCAGUAGCGAGUGGGAAUUCGGGAGCAAACAUUAAAACAAAUUCAGCAGUAGCGAAAAAUAGUUAUGCACCAGGAACAACAACAAAUUCGGGAGCAAACAUUAAGACAAAUUCAGCAGUACCGAAAAAUAGUUAUGCAGCAGUUGCAAAUACGAAUUAUGCUCCAGUAACAAAUACGAAUUAUGCUCCAGUGACAAGUACGAACUAUGCACCAGCAACAAAUACGAAUUAUGCACCAGUGACAAAUACAAACUAUGCAUCAGUGACAAAUACAAACUAUGCACCAGCAACAAAUACGAAUUAUGCACCAGCAACAAAUACGAAUUAUGCACCAACUGUAAACGCAAAUUUUGCAUCAACUUUCAAUACAAAUUCUGGUAGUAAUGCCAAAACUACUUUUGCAACAAAUGGGAACUCGAAUUUUGCACCAGUAACAAGGACCAAUUUUGCCAGUGAUGCCAAAACAACUUACGCGGGAAAUGCUAACAGAAAUUUCGCACCAGCAACAACGACAAAUACUGCCAAUGAUGCUAAUAAUAAUUAUACCCCAACUGUAACCACGAAUUUUGAAUCAAAUUUUAAUUCGGCAGUAACGAGAAACACUGUAACGAAGACGAAUUCUGCAAUUGAUGCUAACAAUAAUUAUUCGCCAUCAGCAAAUACAAACUAUGCAUCAACUACAAACACGAAUUUUGCUAAUACAAAUUCUGCUAAUGCUGUCAAUGGCAACUAUGCCCCAACAAAAAAUACGAACUAUGCACCAGUGACAAAGACAAAUUCGGCUAAUUACGCACCAGCAGCUAAUUAUGCAGCACCUGCAACAAUGGAUCGAUUUCGCCAGACUCCAGUAUCUACAGCGUCAGAACAGUAUUCGGCACCAGGAAAGAGUGGAACGAGUGACAAAAACUUUGCGCCUAUUGAACCAACUGUUUCAAUUGAACCUCAAUAUAUGGCGGCUAUACAGUCUAAUGAAUUCCACAGUUUUCAGCUGGGUGAUGCAGAGACUGCAACUUCGGGAAAGAGUCACAAACACAUGGCGUCAAAACAAACACAAACUUUUGAGAAUCCUGAGUCUCUUGAUUCAGUACUAGCAAAUAUCAACUCUCGGAAUGAGAAUUCUUACUUUGCACCAACGACGGAGAAGUCUAUCGAACAAUCUUAUUUGUCACCAACGACUUAUUUUUCGCCUACGAGAACUGAGAGUACACAAAAAACCAGGGGGCAGAAUUCCUAUUUACCUCCGGAUAGCACGAAGACUUUGGAUAAUUAUUACUUGGGUCCAGUGAAUUCUUACUAUGCACCUGAACCACCGAAGGCAGUUGAUAAUUCUUACUUUGUUCCUUCGCCUAGAUAUAAGAUCCAGACUUCCUAUUUGGAUCCAGUGUCGAUAAAGGCACCUGCACCGAGGAAGAAGGUCCAGAAUUCUUAUUUGCCACCGACAACAAAGGAUUCCAAUUCGACACCAACGCCGAAGAUUGAGAAACCUGCAACCGAACAAACUAAAACGCUUGAUAAUUCUUACUUGGCUCCUGUGACAACAAAAAUCGCUGCUGCUCCAAGAAAGAGGGUCCAGAAUUCCUAUUUGCCACCGAGGACAAUAAAGACAGAAGAGUCGAAGAUAGCUAAAACUUCAGAUUUCGGAUCUGAACCAACGAAGACGAAUACCUACUUGGCACCAGCAUCGACAAAAGAUUCGCUAACAUCUUCCGAAUCAGGAAAAACUGUCGAUACUGGCAAACAAGUUUCUGCAUCUACGAAAACGAAUUCAACUCCUGCGCCAAGUUACUUACCGGCUGGAACCGAAGCAGAAAUUGUCGACUCACGAAAAAGUCACUCAACCCCUGCGCCAAAUUAUUUGCCAACAGAAACCGAAGUUCCAACAAAUUUCGAAUCGCAAAAAAUUCAUUCAACUCCGGUGGAAACAAGACAGACUUCACGUCCACGUACCAGGACGAACGGAAAUCAAAAGCGGAGGCGAAUCCAAAGAAUCCGGACGACAACUGCUGGUAGUGUUGACGACUCCUAUCUUCCACCGGCAACAACUGAAAAAUCAGUUUCGCAGUUUUCGACGACGACGGCGAGGAAACAAGAAGCACGAACAACGGCAGCACCGACAAUUGAUGAUUCGUACUUGCCACCUGUUCAAAAGAGGCAGAGAUCUCGUACCACCACACCAGCACCUAUUCAAAAACUUCACCCAGUUCAGGACUAUUUGCCACCUACCACGAAAAUAGUCACUACCACGACAACCGAAAAAGUUACCACCAGUACAUCGGCACCAAUUGUCGAAAAUUUCUACCUUCCCUCUGAUUUCGAGAAAUAUUCCUUCGACCCUAGAGAGGAAGUCGCACCAACAGACGAAAAUUCUCAUCUUCUAUUUCCGUCAAGAGAUGCAAUCGCAGAUUCCUACUUUGUUCCGGAACAAAUUGGGUUUGAGCAGGUCUUCUACAAUCCACCGACUCCGGUGGCGAAUGUAGAUAAAUAUUUCCUUCCACAACCGAGGAGAAAUGUUCAAAAUUCGUACUUGGCACCCGGAUCACCAGUUUCAACCAAACAGUUUGAGCAAUUGUACGGAGCACCCGAAUCGGAAAAUCACAAUUUAGAUUCAGUUGCAGGAGGACAAAAGCAGGAGGAGAAUAUCCAGAAAGCACCGGAGCAACAAGAAGAGAUUCGGAGUUCUUAUGUGGCAUCUUUAGUGGAGAAACAGAUUUCGAAUUCCUAUUUGGCUCCGGGGUCAUCGAAACAAGUCGAUAAUUUCUAUGGAGUACCUGCGUUAAAGCAUACAACACCCAGACCAUCGACGAAUAUUGAUAAUUCCUACUUGGCUCCAGUGUCAUCAAAACAAGCUGAUGAAUUCUAUGGAGUACCAGCGCCAAAACAGACAACAACGCUUGAUGAUUCCUAUUUGGCUCCAGUGUCAUCAAAACAAGCUGAUAAAUUUUACGGAGUUCCAGCCCCAAAACAGACAACGACUCCUGAUAAUUCCUAUCUGGCUCCGGGGUCAUCAAAACAAGCUGAUAAAUUCUACGGAGUUCCAGCCCCGAAACAGACAACAACUCUCGAUAAUUCCUACCUAGCACCAGUGUCAUUAAAACAAUCUGAUAAAUUCUACGGAGUGCCGGAGCAAACAGAGUCAAUUGGAAGUUCUUACUUGGCACCUGAACUGACGAAACAGAUUCCGAAUUCCUACUUGGCUCCAGUGUCGUCAAAACAAACACCAUCAGCGAACAUUGAUAACUCCUACUUGGACCCAGUGGCGACAAAGUCAACAAAUAGGGUCCGAACAUCCUCCUCGAUGUCGGUGUCAUCCAAACAGAACUCCCAUUCGUCAGUAGCCCCCAAAAAACAAUUGGAAAACUCCUACCUAGCUCCAUCGUCAAAACAAAAAGUGGAUACUUCCUACGUGCCAUCAUCGCCAAAGCAGAAAGUGGAUAAUUCCUACGUACCACCAUCACCAAAACAAAAAAUCAUCAAUUCCUACGUACCACCAUCACCAAAACAAAAAAUCGACAAUUCCUACGUACCACCAUCACCAAAACAAAAAGUGGAAAGCUCCUAUGUACCACCAUCACAAGAACAAAAAAUCGAAACCUCCUACACACCAACCGAGGCAUUUCCCCAAUCAUCAAACUUGUCACCAGUGCAGAUAAAUUCCGGCAUAUCGUCAAUUGAAGAAAUCGCGAACGAUUCUGAUCAUCAGCAAGUUUCUGUCGUCAGUGAAACAUUGCAGGACAACAUCGGUGUCGAUGGCUACGAGUAUCAGUAUGCACUCUCCGAUGGCCAGAAGAAGGAGGAAUCGGCGAAAUUAAUAAAUCAAGGUACCAAGAGUGAAUCGAUUGUUGUUAAAGGGAGCUACUCGUGGUUCGAUCCACUGUCAAAGAAGAGGUACACGGUGAAUUAUGUCGCCGAUGAAAAUGGUUUUCACGCGGAAGGUGAACAUAUUCCUCGCGUUUGAACAAAAAAAAGAAAUAAACUAAAAUGUUAAUUUGUUUUCUAUUUUUUAGGUUAUCUUUACGAAUUAUUGUUACCAUUUUUG